AUGGCGUUAGUAUAUGAUAAAUUAGUUUUAUUUGGUGAUUCAUUGACUGAAUUUAGUAUCGGAAAGGGGACUGAUUUCUCAUUCCAAGCAUCACUUCAAGAUGAUUAUAUGAGAAAGCUUGAUGUUGAAAAUAGAGGGUUUGCUGGAUAUAAUACUAGACAUGCGCGUCUUCUACUUCCUGAAAUAUUGAAUGCUAAUAUUGGAGAUUCAAAAAUAAAGUUAAUGACAGUGUAUUUUGGAACCAAUGAUUCAUCUAGGAGUUUUUAUGUUCCCAUUGAAGAAUACCAAGAAAAUAUUCAAUAUUUAGCCUUGGAAAUUCUCAAAAGAGAUAUCAAAUUAGUUAUAAUUGGGCCAGGAUUACAUGACUCGGAAUUACUUAAGAAUACCCCUGGAGUAGAAUGGGAUGGUCCUGUGAAUUCAAAUAAACAGUUAAAACUUUAUUCUGAAGCUGCAAAAAAAGUGGCAGUCAAGUACCAGGUUCCAUUUGUUGAUUUAUGGAAUGCUUUUAAACAAUACGGGAAUUGGACUGAAGAGCAACUACUUGCGGACGAAGUAUCUAUAGGGGCAUUAUUACUUGAUGGGAUUCAUUAUACAGCUGAAGCAUAUAGAGUAUUAUACAAAGAAGUAAAACAAACUAUAGAAAGUGGGCAUCCGGAUGUUGCUCCGGAUGUCUUACCACGAAAAUUACCAGAAUGGAAUGACAAUGAUUUGAAUAAAGUAGAACAAGCUCUCAUUGAUCUUAAAAAAUAA
Molecule: messenger RNA, 750 nt
Organism: Scheffersomyces coipomensis
Lineage: Eukaryota; Fungi; Ascomycota; Pichiomycetes; Serinales; Debaryomycetaceae
Product: SGNH/GDSL hydrolase family protein
Exons: 1
Coding region: 1-750 (249 amino acids)
Source: RefSeq, a predicted model, not a curated record